This is a messenger RNA of Medicago truncatula (barrel medic), 429 nucleotides long. Its product is annotated as mucin-1. The transcript is spliced from 2 exons. Lineage: Eukaryota; Viridiplantae; Streptophyta; Magnoliopsida; Fabales; Fabaceae. The coding region runs from base 1 to 429 and encodes 142 amino acids. The record is from RefSeq and is a predicted model, not a curated record.
AUGGCUUCUUCUCAUCACACCGCUGUGUUGAUGCUUUUGGUUGCACUGUUGCUGAGUUCCGCCGUUGCUAGAUCAUCCCCCAACUCUUCUCCGUUUCCAUCACCUGCUAUUUCUCCCUCAGCUGACUCACCAGUGGCCUCUCCUUCACCAUCUGGACCAUCGCCUGCGAUUUCUCCCUCCGCUAGCUCAACGGCAUCUUCAUCUGCUCCCGUACCUGUGAAGAGCAGUCCUUCUCCUUCACCGUCUGCCAUCAACUCUCCACCAUCUCCUCAAGCUUCACCUGCAGCUACUCCUGCUAUUACUCCAUCGUCGAUCUCUAUCCCUCCAUCUAAAGUACCAUCAACGUCCACAAACGACGCCGCUUUGAACAGAUUUACAGUUGCUGGAUCUGCUGCUGUCGUGGUUUUCGCUGCUGCUUUGAUGAUGUAG